ACAAGUAUGGAUUCCAAAGAUAUGAUGAAUUCAGAGUUAUUCCUUAACCAAGUGAAUACUCAGAUUGAGAGAUUAACACAACAGUUAGAGGAUAUAAGGACUUAUCAGGACGAUGAAGAUAUCACAGAGGAUGAGCUAGAAGAGCUCAAGAAGGAGACUAAGGAACAACUUGAUAGCUUUCUAGAGUUAGAGGCCAGAUUAGCUACCUACAAAAUUGAGCUCACAGAGGAAGAGAAGGAGAAAAGAGACCGUAUGAAGACCCUAGCUGGAGGAAUCCUCAGCGUCGCUGAUGCUACCAAAAUAUUCGAUACUAAAAAACCUGAUGAAGACGAGAAGAUAGGUAGCUUCCAUCAGGAUGAAAUCGCUGGUCUUAGUGUUGAGACAGAGGAACAUCUGAUAUCUCAAGCUAAAAAUCAGGUUUUAGAAGCUCAGAAGAAUUCGUAGUUAAGCUUUUUAUUGAAUCUCAAAGUAUUUCUUGUACCCUGUGUUAAUUUUUAUCGAAGCUAUAUCCUCUUCAUCACUAACAUAAUUGCUCUCUAGUUUUAGUAAAUCAGCUUCAAAAAUCAAGAGCUUAUUGGUCUCUCCCUUUCCUUCCGCACAUUAUUUGUUUGAUCCUUGAAUGAGUGGUAUUAGGCGAGUUAUAAAUCGAGCUCUCAUCUACCUUUUCUUGGUUGAGUUAUUUUUCUUCAUCUACAUCCCAGUUAAUAAGAUUGUCUUGCUCAUUAUUCUAAGUCUCAAGAUGGACACAUGGCACUCAAGUUUACAGUUCAGUUGGCUUUGAAUGAGAAGAAUUUUAGAAAGCUUUUAUUAAAAAAUGAAAAUUCUUCCAACUAUAGUUGCCCUCUAAUAAUAAGUAAAGUGCUGCAGAAAUAGAGACUCUAGUACCAAGUAUAGUUACUAUGCUUCUCUUAAAAAAUAUAAAGAUCAGAAUGAGUCACAAAAGGCUUUAUUGAGUGACAAUUAGAGUGUUUAUCAAAUGAGAUACACCUUCGUUAGUUCAAAAGUAGCUCCUUAUCCCUAUAGUUCUUUAUACUACAUAAGGAAUGAUCCGGUAGUUAUCGUAAUUUGACUAUUCCUAAACUUAAGGUC
Molecule: messenger RNA, 1089 nt
Organism: Moneuplotes crassus
Lineage: Eukaryota; Ciliophora; Spirotrichea; Euplotida; Euplotidae
Source: the annotation of a GenBank genome assembly